AUGUUUGUUCGAUACAGCGUCGACCUUCCCCAAAUCAUCGUAUGUGGGAGUCAAUCCUCAGGGAAAAGCUCUACGCUAGAGUCGCUCUCAGGUAUCGCCUUUCCUACGGCUGAGGGUCUCUGUACCCGCUUCGCCACUGAGCUUAUCCUUCGAAGAGGUGAAAAAUCCGAGCUCAAAGUUCAGAUUCAACCUUCUGCAAAAAGAAGUGAAGAAGAACGAAUCAGGCUGCUGAAGUUUUGCGAAAAGCAAAGUGAUCAAAAAAGUUUCCCCAAGAUUAUUGAAGCUGCUAAAUCCGAACUGGGGCUCUCUGGGACCGGGCCUGAUGCUAAAAACUACUGUACUGAUGUUUUGCGAAUUGAAAGCAUCUCCCCAAGUGCUCCCAACUUGACACUAGUUGAUUUGCCAGGCCUGUUUGGUGCUUCUGACAAAGACCAGUAAGGAUAGACAAUUCCUGCGUUGAGCAAAUUUCCCCACAGGUGACUCACAACCUGGUAUCUCAGAUCUGACGACGAUGCGGCUUUGGUUGAAGACCUAGUAGUGGGAUACAUGAAGCAAAGUCGUAGUAUCAUACUGGCCGUUAUUUCCGCAGAUAACAAUUUCGCAAACCAACCAGUCACAAAAUUUGCGCGAAAAAUCGAUCCUCUUGGAAGAACACUUGGAUUGAUUACGAAACCAGACAAGAUUGAGAGGCUCGGAGAGCGAGAGAUACUAUGGUAUGUAUCUAAUACAAUACAGUGUAUCAUUACUUUUCAACUUACUCAACAAAUUACAUCGCUAUGAACUGCUAUCGACGAUCAACCACAAUUUGAUAUGCUGACAUUUACUCUAGUGGACAUGGCCUGCAAUGGGAAUGUCAAACUGUAUCUGGGAUGGCAUGUCCUUCUCAACAAAACUCAAUCUACAGCAAAGCUUACGGUCGAGCAGCAGGGAGAAAGAGAAGAGACCUUUUUCUCAAACUCUGGUUGGAAAGAUGCCCUUGAUUCAUCACAGCUCGGCGCAACUGCGUUGAAAGACAGACUACGUGAUGCACUGUGGAAGCACAUCAACGAGGGACUCCCAAGUGUCAAAUAUGAUGUUCAAGCAGGCAUCAAGGACUGCACAAGCAAACUAAAGCAGCUUGGAAAGUCACGCAGCAUUCGAAAAGAGAAGCAUACAUAUCUACAUCAGAUCAGCGGCAAGCUGUCUAAAAUGAUCCAGGCGGCAAUUGAUGGCGUUUACGCAGAUCCUUUCUUUGCACCAUUUCCUGGACAGGAAGACGCAUUCGAUCGACGCCUUCGCGCCAAAGUCCAACUCAUCCUGACUGCCUACGCAAAAGAUAUGUCUACUUAUGGUCACGCUCUAGAAAUUGUAGAAGACGAUGAAGAGCCAACGCGAAAAACAAAUUUUAUUCUGAGGACCCCUUAUCUAAAAAAAGUCGAGACCAGUAUGAUCGAAUGCAGAGGGCGUGAACUGCCAGGUACAUUCAAUCCCAUGGUAGUUGGAGAUUCGUUCAGCCAAUGCAAACCUUGGGUGAAAUCACCCAAAACCUGGCUGAGAAGGUACAUGAAGCUGCAGCAACAACGUUCAACAAAAUGUUAG
Messenger RNA from Hymenoscyphus albidus, 1578 nucleotides. The record is from the annotation of a GenBank genome assembly. Lineage: Eukaryota; Fungi; Ascomycota; Leotiomycetes; Helotiales; Helotiaceae.